AAUCUAAGCUAGCAACGCAACGCCGUGGUCCAACUAUAAAACCCGCGGCGUCAUCCAUCCCCAUUGCAGCUUCAGAGUUCCUGACUCCUCGUUCGUUCUGCGUUUCGCGACUGAGAUAGCCAACCCUGCGACUGCGUGCGUGCGGGCGAGCGAGCAGGCAGAAUGGAGCGCCACGCCCAGAAGCAGGCGCCGCUAGUCCUCGCGCUGUCCUGCCUCCUCCUCCUCGCCCCCGCCCUCGUCUCCGCCGUCCCCACUCCAAGAAGCCUGCGCCUGGGGGGCCAGCAGCAGCACCCGCCGGCUCUGAAGCUCACUUCUUCUCAGAGGUUAAUUGAUUCAGCGAUCUGCUGCUGCUGCUGUAAUCCUGACGAGAGGUGGGUGACUUUGUGUUAAUUGGGGCACAGCAGGAGGCGGCGAUCGCGGCGGCGAUGAACAUGGGCAGGCCGACGGCGAGGGUGGCCGUGGAGGUGAACGACUACCAACCGUCCGGCCCCAACAACCGCCACGACCCACCCAAGGGCCCCUGAAGAGCUUGUUGAACGGCGCUCGGCUGGACGUGGACGACCCAAUAAUGCUUCUCCUUCGUUGUUGUCAUCUUUACCAGCAGUAUAUAUAGAGUGCUUUGCUAGUGCUCUUGUAUUCUACCCCACCAGUAGAGAUUAAGGAUUUAAGGUAGACACAAAGUUACCUAGUUAUAUUUGUACACUGGCCGAUAGGAACUUGGAAGCACAUCGGUAGUUUGUGUUGUUCUUAGGUUGCCGUUCGUCAGAACUGCAUGCAGAUCGAUUUCAUCUCCUGCUGCAGCUGCAGGUGUCGAUACAGCACCUGCAGCAGAUCGAGAUUGUUCAGCUUAAUUAUUCUGUUCCUCCGAUCU
Messenger RNA from Zea mays, 871 nucleotides. RefSeq lists its product as uncharacterized. NCBI's taxonomy places the organism in Eukaryota, Viridiplantae, Streptophyta, Magnoliopsida, Poales, Poaceae. The record is from RefSeq and is a predicted model, not a curated record. The transcript has 3 exons. Bases 163 to 390 code for a protein of 75 amino acids.